UGUCGUGAGAAGUACUGAACACAUAAAUGGCGGGAACUUAAUUAGAGUGAAGCUUCCCGUGAAAUAUUUCUAGGGUUCGGAAACAGACACCGAGUGAGGGUCAUUGACACAUUUCAUCCUCAAAUUCCUCCAUUUCGAGCAUAGAAUCAGUGAGAGAUGCCGACGUACAAGAUCAGAGGAAUCAAUGUGGAAUUCCCCUUCGAGGCAUACGAUUGCCAGCUUGUUUACAUGGAAAAAGUCAUCCAAUCUCUUCAAGAGAAAUCUAAUGCACUGUUGGAGAGUCCUACCGGAACUGGCAAAACUUUGUGUCUUCUGUGUGCCACUUUGGCCUGGAGAAAAAGUUUGGGUAGUUUCUCAACUGGUAGACGCGCAGGUGGCAAACUUUCAGAAGGUUCAUUAUCCCAAUCAGAAUCACCGAGGUUGCCUACGAUAGUAUACACUUCACGCACUCACAGUCAGAUUCGGCAAGUGGUUCAAGAACUGAAAAGAACUGUGUACAGACCCAAAAUGGUUGUGUUAGGAUCUCGGGAGCAAUUAUGCAUUCACCCUGAUGUAAGUUUACUUCACGGGAAAACACAGACAAACGCAUGCCAUUUUCUAUGUCAAAAACGUACAAAACGUUACUGUACCCAUUAUCCACGUGUCUCAGAAUUUGUCAAAAAUAAUCCUGGUCUUGGGGAUGAACCUAUCGACAUAGAGGACUUGGUUAAUAUUGGGAAGAACAACGGACCAUGCCCUUAUUAUACAUCACGCGAGCUCCACAAGGUUGUUGAUAUCUUAUUUGCACCGUACAACUAUCUUAUCGAUCCUGGCAACCGAAAAUCUUUGACCAUCGAGUGGGAAAACAGUAUAAUAAUAUUCGACGAAGCUCACAAUUUGGAGAGCAUAUGUGCAGAUGCUGCUUCUUUUGACCUCCCUUCUACGCUCUUAACCACAUGCAUUUCCGAAGCACAAACCUGUGUCGACAUUGCUGUCAAUAGGAGAGAUGCAUUAAAUGACAAAACAUAUAAUCCUGAAAAUUUCGCAAUUCUUAGAGGACUUCUGCUUAAGCUUGAGAAGGCGAUUGCGGCAAUUUCUAUUAAUUCAAAAGAAAUGGGUUUUACGCAACCUGGGGAGUACAUCUAUAAGUUGCUUAAAGAACUAGAUAUAACGCACAAAACAGCAUCUGUGCUUAUUGAUGCAGUUGAUGAUGCCAUGACACUACUCGAGGAAGAUGCAAAGACGUCUGAUUCUCAAAAGACAAAGGGAACUGUGUGUAGGUUGGAGACUAUAGGGGACAUUUUUAAAAUAAUCUUUAAAGAAGAUGGGAACGCCCAUGCUAAAAAUUAUCGUGUUCAUGUUCAAGAAGUUGAAGUUAAUUCACCUGAUACCAUUAAAGGAUCUAAGAAAUCUAGAAUUUUUAGCUGGUGGUGUUUUAACCCUGGGGUUGCAAUGGAAGAAUUUGCGAAAAAAGAUGUUGGAUCUAUAAUAUUGACAUCUGGCACGUUAUCCCCGAUGGACUCGUUUGCUGAGGAGUUGAAGCUUAAAUUUCCCGUACGUUUGGAGAAUCCUCAUGUCAUAUCGGAUAAUCAGCUGUGGGCUGGAAUUGUCCCAGUGGGUCCCUCUGGUCAUCCGUUCAACUCUUCUUAUAAGACCCGUGAUUCUGCUGAAUACAAGCUAAAUUUGGGCAAUUCCAUUGUGAAUUUUGCUCGAAUUGUACCAGACGGGCUGCUAGUAUUUUUUCCAUCUUACUACCUGAUGAAUCUAUGCAUUGAAUACUGGAAAAAUACGAGCGGAGCUUCAACAAAUACUAGUAAUUCUAGUACAAUAUGGGAAAGAAUCUGUAAACAUAAGCGACCUGUUGUGGAACCUAGACAAUCUUCACUUUUUCCUGAGGCUAUUGAUGAUUAUAUGUCCAAAUUAAGAGAUACUUCAAGUAAUGGUGCAGUAUUUUUUGCUGUAUGUCGUGGAAAGGUAAGUGAAGGACUAGAUUUUGCUGACCAGGCUGGUAGAGCUGUAAUUGUCACCGGCAUUCCAUUUGCUUUGUGGAAUGAUCCUAAGGUUCGGUUGAAGCGUGAGUUCUUGGAUGAGCAAGCACGGUCGCAACGUACAGGAUCUAAGGUUUUGACUGGAGAUGAGUGGUAUAGUCAACAAGCAUCACGGGCUGUAAAUCAAGCAGUUGGACGGGUCAUUCGUCAUCGUCAUGAUCAUGGAGCAAUCAUUUUUUGUGAUGAAAGGUUUGCAAAACCAAAUCAUCAGUCUCAAAUAUCACUCUGGAUACAACCUCGCAUCAAGUGUUACUCAAAAUUUGGGGAUGUAGUUUUCACAUUGACAAGAUUUUUUCGAGAUGCUGCAAUCAACUAUCCAACAAAGCCGAAGUUAACGCAGAUUGAGGAAUCAGGAGUCAAAAGUAGUCUGGUCAAACUUGACCCCGACAUAUUUCUUAAGCCCUUGGUUGAUAAAUCACACUCUAUUGAAUCAUCAUUUCCGGCUGAAGUCAAACGAGGCAGCAUUUCCAGACAGCUUCACGAAAUACUUCCUGCCAAUCGCUCAAAUCUUUCUUUUAACGAUCAAAAACUGAGUUCAACCUCGAAAUAUACAAAUAAUAAGAUUUUAGAACAGAGACUAAUCAUAAAAAAGGAAACGGUCGAUUUGACCGAAGACGUAAGACCAGACGAAGAAACAGAAACGUGCAGUCAACUAACUGCACCCUAUUUUGUAAAGAAACGUAAAUUAGAAAAAGCUAAAUGUAACUCAUUACAACGGUGUGACAAAUCUUGUGGCCCGCCUGUGCAAGAAUGUUCAUCGUUGCAAGUCAAAAGUGAGAGUCAACUUGUAUCUUCAGGUAUCCGAAGUGGAGUGUCGAGUUCGACUUCCGGCGAUCAAGAGCAAAAAGGAAAAAUGUUUAUUAACCAGGUGAAAGAGAAGCUUAGCGAUGGAGAAUACAAUGAAUUUUUGGGAUUUAUGAAGGCACUUAAGUCUAAGGCCAUGAAGAUAGGUCAUGUUCUUGAAAGUAUCAUAAAAAUAUUUUCCGCCCCGGAGAGACUUUCUCUUCGCCAAAGAUUUAAGGAUUAUCUUCCUGCAAAGUAUCAUUCCUUAUAUGAGCAUUACAUACAGAAAACCAAUGAUCCAGCUGUAGAUCUAUGACAAAUGGUACUCUAAUCUCAUCCGCUUCAAACUUAUAAAGCAGCAUUUCUAACAAGAAGCUGAUGGCUUGAUAUAUUGAAGGAUGCACAUGUAAUUUUUGUUUUUUUGCCAAGAUCCAGCAGUUAGAAAUAUUCAGGUUUAUCACUAAAUGUGGCCAAGAUCCAAUUUGGAAGUAUAAGUUGUAUGCUAUUCCUUCGUAAAUUGCACCUUGAUCAAUGAGAAGUUAUAUUUAUACCAAAGAUUCUGAAUUCA
Molecule: messenger RNA, 3378 nt
Organism: Helianthus annuus (common sunflower)
Lineage: Eukaryota; Viridiplantae; Streptophyta; Magnoliopsida; Asterales; Asteraceae
Product: regulator of telomere elongation helicase 1 homolog
Exons: 24
Coding region: 157-3126 (989 amino acids)
Biological process (GO): negative regulation of t-circle formation; regulation of double-strand break repair via homologous recombination; negative regulation of DNA recombination
Cellular component (GO): nucleus
Molecular function (GO): DNA helicase activity; ATP binding; DNA polymerase binding
Source: RefSeq, a predicted model, not a curated record